Ylistrum balloti is the source of this 8585-nucleotide messenger RNA. RefSeq lists its product as uncharacterized. The transcript is spliced from 11 exons. Gene Ontology annotation, biological process: negative regulation of transcription by RNA polymerase II; hormone-mediated signaling pathway; cell differentiation. Lineage: Eukaryota; Metazoa; Mollusca; Bivalvia; Pectinida; Pectinidae. Gene Ontology annotation, molecular function: zinc ion binding; RNA polymerase II cis-regulatory region sequence-specific DNA binding; nuclear receptor activity. The record is from RefSeq and is a predicted model, not a curated record. Bases 185 to 3688 code for a protein of 1167 amino acids.
GCGUCAACUUUUACGUAUUGAUAGAACGUCCACGUCGAAUGUGUAGUAAAGGGGAUUCGAAGCGGAAGAAUGUGAUAAACAUAAACAAACGAGCAGGUUUCUGGAUAAAACAAUGGUAAAUGGAAUUCCAAGUGAUAUGCUUUGAUUUAAAAACAAUUUGUGUUGUUCAAAACAAAAUGUGGGAAUGCCCUAUGAGAAGAUGAACUUGUCUGGGCAGGCAAUUUAUGCCCCUAAAAAGGUCUUUUUGUCCAAAAGUUUGAAUGAUGGUAUCCAGACUCCAGGAGAUGAGGAAAGGGCCGAAGAACCUGUGGGCAAUCAAAUUAUAACUGACGACAUGUUUGAGAUACAAUCACGAGAGUUCUUGUCUCAAUUUGGACAGCCAAAUAAGCAGUUUUAUUCCUCAAAUUCUGGUAGUGACCAGUUCAUGAUAAAUAAUAGUAACAGUCAUGAUCACUAUUUGCAUAUGGAUUUUGACACCAACCAACGAAGAGCGAGUAAUGUAUCUGUAUCUAGUAGCUCCUUUCCUGGCAUGUUUCCAUCUGAGAUCAGUUCCACAAGUCCCCAGCUAUUUUCCUCAAGCAACAGCUCCUUUCAGGAUGAAAAGUCUUUUGUUAUAAGUUCCAAGGACUCCAGUAGUCUACCAUAUGGAUAUUAUCCAAAGGAACUGGUUGGUCAGUUGACCCCUUUCAAUGCCAGUCAGGUUUCUUUGGGUACAAGCCAGCUGACUUCUGUGAAUAUUGAUAGUAAAUUCUCUUCAACUGUAGAUAAUUUACAGGUUCCUUCUGUGAAUGCAAGCCAAAGUUUCUUAACAAAUUCAUACCAAGCAUAUUCUGUGACUACUAGUGCCAUAUUUUCAGUGAGUGCCUGCCAAGCUCCCACAUCUACUAGUGCUAAUUUUUCAGUGAGUGCAAGCCAAGCUCCUAUGAUUACUAGUGAAGUUUUCUCAAUGAGUGCCAACCAAGCUCCAUUAACCACUAGUGAAGUUUUCUCUUUGAGUGCCAACCAAGCUUCUUCUGUUCAUACAAACCAAGUGCCUCCAUUGAAUGCAAGUCAGAUAUUACCAUUGGAUCCUAAUGAAACAUCCCCCGAGAAUAAUAGACAGGUCAGUCAAACAUUUAUGGUAAACAAUGCAAGUUCCUGUGGACAGAAUUCGACUGAAGACCCUUACAGCACAUAUCAGUUUCUAUCUUCUGGGAAUGUGAACAGCAUAGGUUCUGGUCAGGUAUUGUCUGGAAAUAGUGAAAUAGAAUCUGGAAACAAAAGACUGGAGACAUUAAAGGAUACAAAAGAUCUUGAGCAAAACUUAGUAAAUGAACCUAACAAUGUCAACCAGUCAUCCACCAUGAAUGGUACAGCCAUGUGUGACUCUACAAAAAGUCUAGUUAACUCACCAGAAAGCUGGACAUUUUCAUCGCUUGUACCUUUCAAUAUGUCGCAUGAUGAAAGAAAAAGUCCGUUAUCAGUCCCAUCAGAAACAACUGCUGAAUCCAUGUUUGAUCACGUACAGGAUGAAGAUAAAAUUCCAGGAUCAGUCGGCAGUGAUUCAUUUGUAAAGUAUUUCGGCAGUACAGAAGAAAGUACUCCAUGCAGUACUAUGACAUGGGCACAGCGAUAUGGACUUCAUGCUAAACUCAAAAAACCUUCGCAACAGUCAUUCAACAGAGUCAGUCUAGCUGAUAUUGAAGAAUUUUCUGUAAAGAGUGUGGUAGAAAAACAAAAAUCUGUAGAAAAAAGUACAUAUUACACGUCACACAGACCUCCACAGCCAAAGAAAAAAUCUGCAUCUCCAGUAGGAGUAAACCCUUUAGUAGAAAAUCAAGUGAGUUGUUCAAGUUCCCCUUCCGUAAUAUCAUCAUCCCAUGUGUCUUCAACAGAUAUGAAACAAGAACUUUCUCCAGAAUGUUCCUAUCAAGGUCAGAACAGAAAUGAAUCAUAUUCUCUGCCCUCAAGCACAUCUGAAGUUAGAGUAGUGUCCCUGAAAAUAUUGAAGAUGAAUACUGAGGACAGUAGUGAGAUAAGCAGCACAGAAACUGCUAGCGAACUUGUUCAACCUCCAGGUAACGAAACCAGUUGUCAGGUGUGUGGGGACAAAGCUGCAGGAUUCUACUGUGGGGCAUUUAUCUGUGAGGCAUGCAAGAAAUUCUUUAUGAGAGCCAGUAAGAUGGAGAAAGUAAAAUAUGUAUGUCUUCGGGCACAAAAUUGUGUAAUAACCAAGGAGAGUCGAGUCCAGUGUCAAUACUGCCGAUUCCAGAAAUGUCUAAGUCUGAAAAUGUACUGUCCAGGUUCAGGCGAUGGCAAGAAAAAAGACAAGAAAAUUGGGAAGAUUCCAUGUCGGGUGUGUAGUGCCCCAUCCUCGGGAUUCCACUUUGGGGCACUCACCUGUGAAGGCUGUAAGGGUUUUUUCAGGCGGAUGGCAAAGGAGAGAGAAUGUCAGCGGUACAAGUGCACUAAGAGUGGUCACUGUGAAGUUAACACCUUUACACGUAACCUCUGUAAAGCAUGUCGAUAUCGCAAAUGUCUGAACUCAGGAAUGUCCAUCGAAGGAAGUAGAAUAGGUCGUCAACCAAAUUCCAUCAAACAUGCAAUAUCCAUAGAGGCUGACAAACAAGGAAAACAAUCACGUAAGGAGCAGAAAAAAAAUGAAGAAAUCAACUUAAACGAUAUGGAUGCCGUGGUUAAAUUGGCCACAGGUAUCGGGCCAGAAAUAUUGAAGGAUGAUAGAUCGGAAGUACCUAGGAAUGUUGGACUGGAAAUGAUAAAGGAUGUAAGCCUAGAACAGAUAGACUCAGAUGAUACAAAUUUUAACUUCACAAAUCAACAGGUCAUUGCUCAAGAAAACUGUGAUAUAGAAGUAACACCAAUACUGCCUGUGGUGACAGAGAUUAAACAGGAACCACAUUCACCAGCAAUCAGGUGUGUCAGUCCAGUUAACGGUCCAGGAAGUAUUAUAGAUAGUAUUAACAGUGAAAAGACUUUGGAGAUCAUCAGUAAAUGUGCUGAAUGUAACGGGGAACUAGAAAAUCUCCUGCCUCUUAAUGUCAAUGAAGGAGAUGAAUUAGCAGGGUAUACAACUGCAAAGAAAACAUGGGCCAGUAUGAUGGCUUCCUUUGAACAUACUGCUAGAACACUCAUCAAAUUCUCAAAGAAAGUUCCAGGUUUCAGAGCUAUUUCAUUGGAUGACCAAAUCAAACUCAUACAAGCAUCAAUCUACCCCAUUGUAGUCCUCAACUGUUCACGAAGCUUUGACUGUGAAACCAAACAGUAUAGCUACUUCAACUUCACACCAAGACAAAGACAAACCAUUCAUUCAUUCUUCCCGAUGCUGAAGAUAUUGUCGAGUCAUUUUAUACACACAGGCAUUAUGGUAAACCUAAUGAAGUUAAGUACCACAGAAUAUACCUUUCUGUCCAUUCUGCUGCUAUUAAAUGCAGAUGUUGAAAGCCUUGCUGACUCUGACAGUGUUCGUGAGCUGCAGAUGGAUACUACAUAUGCCUUACAGUAUCAUGAAGAAACGACCUACCCUGAUGGUAGAACACGUUUCGGGAUGUUGCUGGUCAGAUUAGCCGAGUUACACUUUAUCCUAGUGCAGCACAAUACUGCUAUCACACUAAUGCUGAAGAAGAACCCAGACCUGACUCUGCCACAGAUGUACAAGGAAAUGUUUGGUGAGAAGGUGCUGGAGACUUAACUGGAGUUUUAAUUAUAACUGGAGUCGAGGGAACAUAGGUAGAACUGCAGUUUAGGGACUGGAGUCUUAACUGGUGUCUGGAGACUAGAGUCUAGGGACUGGAGUCUUAACUGGUGUCUGGAGACUAGAGUCUAGGGACUGGAGUCUUAACUGGUGUCUGGAGACUAGAGUCUAGGGACUGGAGUCUUAACUGGUGUCUGGAGACUAGAGUCUAGGGACUGGAGUCUUAACUGGUGUCUAGAUACUAGAGUCUAGGGACUGGAGUCUUAACUGGUGUCUGGAGACUAGAGUCUAGGGACUGGAGUCCUAAGACUGUAUUCUUAAUGGUGAAUUGAGCCAUAACUUGAUUCUUGAGACUGGAUUCUGGAUUCUUGGAACAGGAGUCUUGAGUUGGGUUCUAACUUGAUUCUUGAGACUGGAUUCUGUUAUUUGGAAACAGGAGUCUUUGAGUGGGGUUCUAACUUGAUUCUUGAGACUGGAUUCUGGAUUCUUGGAACAGGAGUCUUGAGUUGGGUUCUAACUUGAUUCUGGAGGCUGGAUUCUGGAUUCUUGGAACAGGAAUCUUGAGUGGGGUUCUAACUUGAUUCUGGAGAUUGGAUUCUGUUGUUUGGAAACAGGAGUCCAAACUUGAUUCUGGCUACCUAAAUUCUGGAGUCUGGAUUCUGUUGUUUGGAAAUAAGAGUCUUGAGUGGGGUCCUUACUUGAUUCUGGAGACUCGAUUCCUGGAGUCUUGAAACAAGAGUCUUGAGUGGUGCUCCAACUUGAUUCUGGAGUCUGGAGAAAGGAGUCAUAAGUGGGGUCUUAACUUGACUCUGGAAACUGGAUUCUGGAGUCUGGAAACUGAACACAGAAUCAGUUGUUGCUUCAAUUCUAGAUGUAAAUUAAUUAGUGUGACAGAUCCCUAGGACAGUUUUUAACUAAAACUACAAAAUGGAAUAUCUCCAUCACACCAGUACUACAUGAUGUGUUCAGCAGGGCUAUUUAUAGACAGAGCAGCUGUAGAACAGAUCUUGCCCUGUAAUGUUUUUGAAAUUUUUCACUGUUCCAUAAUUAACUCACCUGCUCCAAAGGACUGGUAAGCUUAUGUCCUAGCACAAUGUCUGUUGGCAGUUUUGAUGAAAUUUGGUCUAGAACAUUCUUUCAUACCGUUGUAGCCUCCUGAAGUGUUUAUAUGGACUGCUCAUCAGUAAUUACCGUCUACUUCUUUGUCCUUCUCCGAGAGCUUUACUUUCACAAGUGCUGACAAUAUUAAGUUGCUGUUGUUUGUAAUUGAUAAUGUACUGCUUACAUCAUUUUACUUUUUUCACUACGAUAUUCCUGACAUAUUCCAUUUAUGUCUAUUAUUUAUUCAGGGAUGAUAUUAUUUUCAUGCUCAACGAAGAUAUGGAGAGCAUUUAGUUGCAGCUUCAUCCAUCUGUCAUUCCAUCUGAAGCACAACUUUGCUCAGUUAUUCAGGGCCUACAACUCCUUAAUUACAGAGUUAUUGCCCUUUGUUAAGUUUUUGUGUUUGGAGUAUAAUUUUGCCACCCAGUCCAUGUUGUUCAUGACAAAGCUCAAUGUAAAGAAAAUCCCACGGUACUUUGCUGUGAUACACCAUCAGAUGAAUGGUGCCAUUACUGAUGGUCCACAAGUAAUAUAAUGUGAUAUGAUCUUUAUUUUAAAUUGUCUGGGACAUAUUUGGAUAUAGAGUAAUAGAGAUAAAAUACAUCAGUUGGGUUAAAGUUAUUUUGAUUAAAUUCAGUCAGAAACAUCUUCUUUAGAAGGGGAACCAAUUUUGUAUACAUGGUGACCCUGACCCUAUAGGGACCUGAGGGACAGGGUCCAAUAAAGGAUAUAUCAGAUAUAGCAAAUUGUUUGAAACCUUCUUCUUCUAUAUGAAUGACAGGAGCUGUUCAGCUUUUGGUCAGAAGCAUCCUUUGGGGAAGGAGAAUCAAUUUUUAUGAUAGAGGAUAGAGAGUCAUAGGGCCUGAGGGAUGAGGCCCAAUAGGGGAUAUAGCAAAUUCUAUGAAAUCCUUCUUUGUUUGUAGAAAUAACAUGAUUUUAUCCAAAUUUGGUUUGAAGCAAAGGGGCUUUGUAUAAAUGGUUGACCUGAAGGCAGUGGGAUAGGGCCCAAGGAGAAAAUAGAUAUCACUCUUUGGAAUCCAUAUUCCUGAGUUUGGAUAAUGCAUUUCAGUUAAACAAACCAAGUGAGUGAUACAGGUCAUAUGUGCCUCUUGUUUAUUAGAAAGUCUGACAUGUAAAUCAUCUACAUCUUUAAGAAUUGAAGAUAUUAUGAUGUGUAUGCAUGGAAAGACUGUUAAAAUCAAAUAUAUAGUGAUUUGUAAAUGUAUGGAAAGGCUUCUUAUACAGAUUUAUAAAUAUAUAAAAAGGUAGCUAUUGAAUGGCAGUUGAAACUAAUUAUAUUGUGAUAUGGAAAUGUAUGGUUUAAAAAGGUGGCAAAAUUAGAUGUAUUGUGAUAUGUAAAUGUAAGGAUGGAAGGCUAGUAAAAUUAAAUAUGUUCUAAUAUUUUAAUGUAUUGUUGGAAAGGUUGGUAUAAUUAGAUAUAUGGUGGUAUGUAAAUGUAUGGAUGGAAGGCUAGUAAAAUUAAAUAUAUUGUGAUAUUUAAAUGUAUUGUUGGAAAGGUUGGUAUAAUUAGAUACAUGGUGGUAUGUAAAUGUAUGGAUGGAAAGCUGGUAAAAUUAGAUGUAUUGUGAUAUGUAAAUGUAAGGAUGGAAGGCUAGUAAAAUUAAAUAUGUUCUAAUAUUUUAAUGUAUUGUUGGAAAGGUUGGUAUAAUUAGAUAUAUGGUGGUAUGUAAAUGUAUGGAUGAAAGGCUAGUAAAAUUAAAUAUAUUGUGAUAUUUUAAUGUAUUGUUGGAAAGGUUGGUAUAAUUAGAUAUAUGGUGGUAUGUAAAUGUAUGGAUGGAAAGCUGGUAAAAUUAAAUAUAUUGUGAUAUGUAAAUGUAAGGAUGGAAGGCUAGUAAAAUUAAAUAUAUUGUGAUAUGUAAAUGUAUUGUUGGAAAGGUUGGUAUAAUUAGAUAUAUGGUGGUAUGUAAAUGUAUGGAUGGAAGGCUAGUAAAAUUAAAUAUAUUGUGAUAUGUAAAUGUAUGGAUGGAAGGCUAGUAAAAUUAGAUAUAAUGCGAUAUGUAAAUGUAUGGUUGAAAAUGCAGGUAAAAUUAGAUGUAUUGUGAUAUGUAAAUGUAUGGUUGGAAGGUUAGUAAAAUUAAAUAUGUUUUGAUAUGUUAAUGUAUGGUUGGAAAGGUUGGUAUAAUUAGAUAUAUGGUGGUAUGUAAAUGUAAGGAUGGAAGGCUGGUAAAACUAAAUAUAUUGUGAUAUGUAAAUGUAUGGAUGGAAGGCUAGUAAAAUUAGAUAUAUUGUGAAAUGUAAAUGUAUGGUUGGAAGGCUAGUAAAAUUAUAUAUAUUGUGAUAUGUAAAUGUAUGGUUGAAAAAGCUGGUAAAAUUAAAUAUAUUGUGAUAUUUAAAUGUAUGGUUGGAAGGCUAGUAAAAUUAGAUAUGUUCUAAUAUGUUAAUGUAUGGUUGAAAAUGCAGGUAAAAUUAGAUAUAUUGUGGUAUGUAAAUGUAUGGUUGGAAGGCUAGUAAAAUUAGAUAUGUUCUAAUAUGUUAAUGUAUGGUUGAAAAUGCAGGUAAAAUUAGAUAUAUUGUGGUAUGUAAAUGUAUGGUUGGAAGGCUAGUAAAAUUAGAUAUGUUUUUAAAUGUUAAUGUAUGGUUGAAAAAGCUGGUAAAAUUAGAUGUAUUGUGAUAUUUAAAUGUAUGGAUGGAAAGGAUGGUAACUUUAUAGGUUGAAAAACUGUUAAAGCUAUAUGAAUGGAAAGACAGUGUAACAGGUUUAUUUCAACACACACAUAUUUCAUCAUUUGGUGUCAAAAUAAAAACAUUUUUUUUAUUUUAGUCAUGCUGUAAUUCUUUCAUCGAAAAAUAUCAUUUUCUCUUUCUCAAUAAAACUUUGCCUACAUAGUAUUGGCAUACAAUCUUUUAGUCAAAAUAAGACAGUGGCAAAAAAUAACCUGUUAAAUGGAAAUAUUGUCAUUUAUAAAUGUAUGGAAAGACUGUUAAAGUGAGAUAUAUUGUGACCUAGACAUGUACAGAAAAAGUAUUAAAAUCUAAUUUAUCAUAAUUUAUGAUUGAUUCUGUCAAAAUGAGAAAUUUUGUGACUUAUAAAUGUAUAGAGAUUUAAAUCAAUGCAUUGUGAUAUGUGAAUGUUUUAUAAAGUGAAGCUUAUGAUGGUACAAUAUGUUUAAUAAUGUAAAAUUGCAGAACCAAUGAACUCUCAAAUUGUCACUUGCAUGUUGUUUUCUUCCUAGUUACUACUUGAGUACCUUUAAACAUCAGCAAUAAUAAAAUGAAAAGGGAAUUGCUCCCAUCUGAUAUUUUUCACUUGUGACCAUUUCUUCUACAGGUAUAUUUAACAUUCAGCCAAAGUUUUUUGUGUGAAUUUUUAGCUUCCUGAUACUUUAAAAUACAACAGCUGACCUCAGCGUUUUACCUUUAAUUUGUCAGGAAGAAUUCCAACAUCCUUGAUCACUUGGGACAGAAUCUGUGUAUGAAUUUUGAUUGUUCAUUCCAGUGAAUGCCUAGAAUAUUUUUUUUUUCUGUAGGAAUUUGAUCCUAUAAAGAUUUACCAUUGUAUAAUAUUGAUGCUAGGACAAGUGUUGGUGUGAGUGGGGUAUAUCAAGAAAGUGCCAGGAACAUUUUCCUCAAUACAAUGACAAGUUGGUGCUUUAUAAACAUGAAAGUAUCAGAGACAGACAUUAGCAGGGAAGAUGAACUCGAGGAAAUGUGAUAAUGAGUUUGUAUUAAAUGAACAAAUACUCCACAGGGAGUAUAUACAACUUGAUAUAUUUGAUGUACAUUGAUUUUGUGAUGUUGCUGUAUAAUUGAAUUUUGUGAAAAUAAAUUAAUU